GGCAAUACGCUAAAACCAGCUCUCCUCCUCGAUAACAGUCGUUUUGGAUAGCCCCCCCUUUAUUUUCUUCGCUUCCAUAGAGAAGGCUAAAGCUGAUGAUAAGAAAACUCUGAGAGAAAUGGCUUCUUCAAUUAUAUCUUUGCAAACCAGCAAUUUGAGGUCUGCAUUUUUGGGAGAGAAAACUGGGAUCUGUGUUUCUAGCAUUCCCAUAACUCGCGUAAGUUUAGUGAGGAAGGCUAUUGAGUGUAAGGAGUCGAGAAUCGGGAAGCAGCCAAUAACGGUUCCGUCCAAUGUGACGAUUACUAUGGAGGGUCAGGACAUAAAAGUAAAAGGUCCUUUGGGAGAAAUGGCAUUGACGUAUCCACGAGAAGUAAAGGUCAAUAGGGAGGAAUCCGGAGCCCUAAGGGUCAGAAAGUCAGUGGAGACUAGGAGAGCCAACCAAAUGCAUGGCCUUUUCAGGACUCUUACUGACAAUAUGGUGGUGGGAGUAUCAAAGGGUUUUGAGAAGAGACUUCAACUAAUUGGUGUCGGAUAUCGUGCAACGUUAGAAGGAAAAGACUUGGUGUUGAGUCUUGGGUUUUCCCAUCCAGUCAGGAUGGCAAUCCCUGAUGGCAUUCAAGUAAAGGUGGAAGAGAACACGAGGAUCGUCAUAAGUGGAUACGACAAAAGUGACGUCGGUCAAUUUGCUGCUACCAUUAGGAAAUGGAGACCUCCAGAACCAUAUAAAGGAAAGGGUGUGAAAUACGCUGAUGAGGUUGUCAGAAGAAAAGAAGGCAAAGCAGGGAAGAAGAAGUAAAUGGUGGCGUGUAUUUUGUUUCUCUUAUUUUGAACUUUUUGUCUUAUGAAUCUGGUAUGAAACAUAUUCUCAUCUUGCUACUAAAGCGAUUUCACCAUUAAUGAAGAUUUCAUUAUUUUCUACCAUUUCUACAAAA
This is a messenger RNA of Gossypium raimondii (Peruvian cotton), 932 nucleotides long. Its product is annotated as 50S ribosomal protein L6, chloroplastic. The transcript is spliced from 3 exons. Gene Ontology annotation, biological process: translation. The record is from RefSeq and is a predicted model, not a curated record. The coding region runs from base 119 to 796 and encodes 225 amino acids. Gene Ontology annotation, cellular component: ribosome. NCBI's taxonomy places the organism in Eukaryota, Viridiplantae, Streptophyta, Magnoliopsida, Malvales, Malvaceae. Gene Ontology annotation, molecular function: rRNA binding; structural constituent of ribosome.